AUGAAUGCCUCGAUAGACCGAGAGCACUUCAAGACGCUGACGCACGCCAUUGCGAGCCUGGGGCGGACGAGCGAGUACAUUGCUGUCCAAGGUACGAGGAUCGACGAUGGAUCGCACAAGCUUCGUCUCUCGGCCCUUAACAAGGGCCAGACGGCCUUCGUCGCUUUCACUUGCUACGAGGAGUUCUUUGACAGCAUAAACAUCCCCGGUCAACGCUUCGAUAUCACCCUGAAUGCAAAGGCACUCCUGUCUGUCUUGAGACAUCAAAACACAAAACAGAUCCACUCGUGCGAGCUCGAGCUUGUUGGCGAGAGCGACGACAAUAUGGAAGCCGAAAGCCGCUUCGUUAUCCGUUUUUAUUCAUCAAAGAACUUCAUGCGAAGUUUCAGACUCACCUACGAGUCAAAGCCGGCCUUGUUCCCUCGCGAUGCAAAGUCCGACGUCAAUCGAAUCUGCAUCAAGGCAAAGUCGUUGCAGGAGCUCCUCGAUCAUUUCCCCACGAGCUCCUUCUCGUCGGCAGUGACGCAGGGCGAAGUAUCGAUGGAGUGUGCGAGUGACUACUGCAUGAUCAAGAGCCGUAUCGAAGACCACAUUGACAAGAGUCGAUGCUUGGAGACGAAUGUAAUGGUUGAGCCCACCGCAUUCGAUCUGUACGACAUUGGCGAUCGACAGAGCAAGGUCCAGUUCGGUCUCAAGGACUUCAAGAAUGCCAUCAUGUUGGCUGACACGCUCAAGUACUCCAUGUAUCUCUCCUUUCACCGCGGAGGCCAGCCGAUCAUCAUCGAGAUCAGAGUGCAGGAUCAAGGGAUGCAUCAGCCUGUCGCCGUCGCACAAUUCACCAUUGCGACCAGCGAGCCAGAUGAGGCGUCCAACGAGGAGAUUGCACAGCAUCAAGAGCGAAGGCAAGAAGCUCUAGACAACCAGCGACGCCGGGAGAGAGAAGCGCAAAAGCAGAGGCAAGAAAGGCACGAGGUGACUCGAGAAGAAGAAGAGCAGAGCAAUAUCUUAGAGGGUCCGGCAGCUGUGGGAAGGCACCAUGGCCCCGUGCGCAGCACUAUGAUGGCGGCAGGAGAAGAGAGUGCAGCAACAGCAGCGUCGUCCAGCCGGAAUGAGGCAGAUGCACUUACCGCAACGAAGAAGGGAGGAAAGCCGCUAUUCCGAGAAGAUGCAAGCUCUUCGCAGGGGUCAGUGAUGCCUGGCGCUGGUGCACCGCCACCCUUGCUCCCAAAGAGAGUCGAAACGGAGGACACAUUUGACCACGACUUUGAAGACAACGAUGCCGACCUCCAAUUGAUGGAGGAUCUCGAAGGAAGGAUUCAAAGAGGCGAGGUCGUGCCACGAGGCUCCCAAGGGUCACAGAUGCCACCAGAAGGCUCUCAAGGCCGAGUCGAACGCGGAGAGGGAGAGGAGCAAGCAGGGGCGAAUCUGCAGGAUGUACAGGGAGCGCCAUCAGAGGUGGAAGGCACGACGAUAGCUACGACGACCGCUUCGUAUUCCAAUUCGCUGUCUCAGCAGCGCCGAACCUUGACUCGCGUCGACUUUGCAUCUCCUCUUCAGGAAGACUCCGAAUCGAGCAGAGCUGCUGCUGCGCCCCAGGACGAUAACAAUGAGGAGAGUCUAGAAGAGCAAACCGAAGAAGCCGAAGCGGAAACGGAACUACAAGAUUACGACGAGGGCGUCAGGAUUGCGAAAAGAAGGCGGGAGAUGGUGCUUGGAGAGGACUCGUUGCUGAAUGACAGUGUCACUUCGGGCGAUGAGAACGAAGAAGAGGAGCUCGGCGCGACGGACGACGAAGGUGAAGGGCAAAAAGAGGCGCAGCAAGGAAAAGAGCAGGAAGACUUGAUUCCUGGAACGAAUCCAGAGAAUGAAAAGAGCGGCAAUAGUAAUGCCCAGUCUUUUGAGCCCCUUUUUCCGCUUUCCUGAGGAAACGUCACUGUUGUAACAAGAAAACACGCUGCACUGUACCAUAGCAAGUCCUUGAACGUCACACGAAAGCAUAUAAAGAU
Molecule: messenger RNA, 2006 nt
Organism: Acaromyces ingoldii
Lineage: Eukaryota; Fungi; Basidiomycota; Exobasidiomycetes; Exobasidiales; Cryptobasidiaceae
Exons: 7
Coding region: 1-1923 (640 amino acids)
Biological process (GO): mitotic intra-S DNA damage checkpoint signaling; DNA replication checkpoint signaling; DNA repair
Cellular component (GO): checkpoint clamp complex
Source: RefSeq, a predicted model, not a curated record